CUCCCUCUGUCCCUCCCUCGUUUUCUCCACCUCGCCUCGUCUCCCCGCCUGGUAGCUGCUAGCGAGUUCGCCUCACGCUCCCCUCGCUCGCUUCGUCCCCUUUCGCUAUAAACACCACUCUCUCCUUGCGCGCAGCUCUCGGACAUUUCGCAGCUGAUUUACCACGUAGAGAGCUUCUGCACCUGAAAAAGUUCAACUCCGUGAAGCCAGGCUAGCGCUGAAGGAAGCGCUCAUAUAAACCAAUGAGCGUGACGUAGCCAGCUACAAAAAAUGACUCGCUUUCAACAUUUGAUUUAAAACGAGCCUCCAGAUCAGCACUGAGGAGCGAACAGGCGGUCCGUCUGCGCAGGACAGGUUUUCGCUUUGAAGUAACCAAGGGAGACGGCAGAGGGCUACGAUGAGAAGAAGGGACGAAGGGAAAGCAGGACGGACAAGAAUGCGACUCAAAUAGAAGGAGGAGGACACGCAUCACCACGAAGUGCCUGGGCUGGAUGCUGCAGCAGCCUCUCACCGCGCACGCUUUCUCCCACGCUGCCGCCCCCACAUCCGCUGUCUCCCGCUGCCCUCUGUGUGUAUGUGUGUCUGUAAGUGUGCUUGGCCUUGACUGGGGCUAUAUUUCACCCUGACAGGCAAACAGUCAAUCGGCCCAUUUGCUGUUCCUCGAUCCCAGCUCCCCCCCCUCCCAGCUCCUUCCCCCCUCACUGGCCAUAUUGCCCUGUUAAUACAAGGACAGUCGAUUAGUUUCCUCUUUUGGACUUAACGGCUUUAUAGUGCCUCUCUUGAGUUGCCCUGUUGUUCUGUCUUAUGUCGUCCAGACAUGCGAGCAUCUUCAGAAAGCACUCUGACUGCGGCAGUUGGAGAGGGGCAUUUAGGAGCCUGAAGGUAGAGAAAGUGUGAGGUACUUUUGUGUGCAUGAAGAGGGGUUUGUUUUAGGACACUCAGAGCCCUUGUGGGAGAGUCUAGACAGAGAAACAGCCACCGCAGCCCAGGAGAACGUGCCAGUCUGCUCUUUUAGUGCCUCAGUCUGUCACGCACGGUCAAGGAUCCACUGCAGCAUGGCACAGUGACCUGCCCCAACCUCAGCACCCUUCUACUGGACACACCUGCCCUCUGCUCCAAGCAGCCCCGGGACUAACCACACAAGAAGAAAGAGAACUUACAGAGUGACAUAUUCCUUUUCCUUGAUUUUUGUUAACUGUUCUUGAGCAUGUCUUUUUUCUUUUGCCUGAAAGCAAGUGCUGUGGCACAGUGAUUUUUGACUAGCCACACCCCUCCCUUUUGCAGUAGUGAUUUUUGCCUCCAUACACUCGUCGCUUUUUGACCUUCUCUGUCCCGGACGGUCCCGUUCCCAGGCCUUGUCCCGUCUUGUCGCUGAGGCACCACCAUGGCCAUCAACGUGGCCAUGGGCCGCGACACCAAGUGGCUGACCCUGGAGGUGUGCCGUGAGUUCCAGAGAGGCGCCUGCUCACGCUCAGACACAGAGUGCAAGUUCGCCCACCCUUCACGCACCUGCCACGUGGAGAACGGCCGCGUUAUUGCAUGCUUCGACUCCCUCAAGGGCCGCUGCACGCGUGAUAACUGCAAGUACCUUCACCCCCCACCACACCUGAAGACCCAGCUGGAGAUCAACGGCCGCAACAACCUAAUCCAGCAGAAGACCGCAGCCGCCAUGCUGGCCCAGCAGAUGCAGUUCAUGCUGCCUGGAGCCCAGCUACAGCCCAUAACCUCGUUCCCAGUAUCUCCCUCAUUGGCUGCCAGCCAGAGCGUGGCGUUCAGUCCCUACAUGGGUCACGUGAGCCCUGGCAUCGGCCUCAUGCCCGAGCUGCUGCCCAGCGCCCCCGUGCUGGUCCCGGGGAGCCCCACUGGCAUCACCAUGGGCAACGGAAACUCCACGCAGAAGCACAUUCGCACAGACAAGCUUGAGGUGUGCCGAGAGUUUCAGCGGGGAAACUGCACACGGGGCGAGAACGACUGCCGCUAUGCCCACCCAUUGGAGGCAGCCAUGGUGGACGGCAGCGAGAAUUCGGUCAUCGUUUGCAUGGACUACAUCAAAGGUCGCUGCAGUCGUGACAAGUGCAAAUACUUCCACCCGCCAGCGCACCUGCAGGCCAGGAUCAAGGCAGCCCAGCACCAGGCCAGCCAGACCGCCGCUGCAGCAGCCAUGGCCCUGCCUCCAGGGACCAUGCAGCAGCUACCAAAGAGGCCCACCCUGGAGAAGAAUAACGGGGCAGCAGCCGUCUUCAACCCCAGCAUGUUCCAUUACCAGCAGGCCCUGGCCAGCAUGCAGCUGCAGCAGCCAGCCUUCAUCCCUACAGUAGACCCCGCCGAGGUACUGACCACUGACCCUGUCGACCUCCACUGCAUUCCUGUGGAAUCCCAGUUCUGUCCAGUACCCAAACUUCUGGUGGCAGCCCCCAUGACUCUGAACUCAGUAAGCCUCGCCCACAACCUCGGUUAAGACACCACCACCAUCACCAUCCUAACAGUCCCACCAUACCACAGAGACGUGAAUGCAACAAAUGUGUGCCUAAUCAGUACGCCCUCCCAGGGCAAACCCUUUCAUCCUCACAGUUGACAUGGACAUGUCAUGGGAAAAAAAAGUCAACAAAAGGUUUGUUGAUGCUAAAACAGGCAAUACUUAAGCUUGGACCUACAACUGUUUUAGGAAGCAUGCCAUCUCGAUGCAAGGAGACUUAAGGAGCGUGUGGAUCCUGAAUCUGAGCGCUCUUUGAAUUCACAGCCAUACAAGUUACACACAGAUUUGUAGAGACACAUGCACACACACAUGCACGCACACACACACACACACACACACACACUGUUGAGAACAGUGCAUCCUCCUGAAGUGACAGUGAGGUCUCAGACCCUGCUUAAUCGAUCCACCGUGAGUAAGUGGAACUGAGGCACAUCACCUGACAGCACACAUGACUCUGCAGGCACUUUAACAGCUUGCAUGGAGAACACAAGAAUGUGAUUGCUGUGCGUGUCUAUGCACAAGGCUUACUGCAGAGAGAGGAGUAUAUGUGAGCUCAGAUCGCUCUUGAUAUUUUUAGAUAGCGCUGGUGGUUCUUUUAUUUUGUUUUAUUUCAAUUUCCGAAAAAUUCAUGUGUUUUUUGUUUUACGCUCGUAAAUAUAUUGUUAAUGGAGAAAUGUUCAUAUCACUGUAAGAUCAGCUGAUUAGUUAAAAGGUCGUCAUUGUUUGUGCCUUUCACGUUACGAGUGUGUGAAAGUCUUUUCCUGAUACUUAAGCAACCGGUCUAGAUCUCAUGGUAGACUUAAAAGAAAAUAAGCAUACACUUGUAGCCUUUAAGAGUCAGCGUGCUAUUCCUCAGUCUAUCAACAAAUCCACCUUUCCUGUCUUUAGGGAUUGUCGUUUGUUGUCUGUCGUUGAUGUGGUGGAGUAUUAUUUAUUUAAUGUAUGCCUGAUGAGCUAAAAUUGUUUUUCUGAAGCGUUAUUUUCCAUGCUUGGACAUAGGGGUGGGCAAUAUGACAAAAAUACAGUUUUAAAAUGUUUUUUGUGAUAUUUAGUUUGUCUGAGCUUUGAUUAAUUGCAGCAAUCCGAAUGCACCAAUAGUGCCACAUUUAAAAAAUACUAUCAAAAUCUAUGAAUACAAUUAUUUUUAUUCAGUGUUUCACUCACUGAACUGCACUAUACAGUCCUAAUUGUACUCUCUUUGUGAUGAAACAUGCAAUUGGGUAGUGUUCUUAAAAUACAGCGUAUCAUUGCUGUCCCAAAAAAAAGACUCUUUUUCAGAUUUUUAUUUUUCUACUUCAUGGGAGCAAAGCAGCAGUCCUUUACAUUGUGUGAUGCUUUCAUGAUGAAUAGACCAAUAGAAAUGACCCAAAAUUACAUGGAAUAAAAUAUCUUUACAUUAACUUACAUUAGAAGUCAAGUUAGCAUUCUCCUGUAAAGUUACCAUUUGUAUACUUUUUUUUGGACAGCAACAAUAAUAUGGCAUAAUUUACCAUGACAUGAUAAAAUAUUGUCAUAUUGCCCACUCCUACUUGGACAUACCCCAGCUUUCGUCUGAACCACGCGUUCAGUGGAAUCAGAGGGGCCGUGGCUAGGUAGAUUCACAUGCUCAUACCUCCAUUUUCUAAAUGCAAAAUGCCUUAAGCAGAAGCGAGAGCGUACCAGCACGUCGUAUUUGUAUUGUGCAGUGCAGUCUGCAGGGUCUGAUUGCAGCCCUAUUGCUGGUGCUGCAUAGGAGGUCUGAUAGAUGACUAUAGCUCAGGAUGAGUCUGAUCAACAUGCUGUGAAACGGAGUGCCAGCGCAGCAGCUGCGGUCGUCGAUUGGAGUAGCGCCAUUUCUAAUCCCAACUGUUCCUCUCUAGUCAGCCAUGUCGCAGCACGUCGCUCAUCUCUCUAAACCUACUGCUUAUUUUCUGUAAUUUGCAUAUAUAAACGAUCAGUAAGGUUGACUUGGUUUAUCAGAAACAUUGUGAUAUGAUAGCUAGAGUCUGCAACCAUAUCUGUCCCUGUUGUUUCUCAUUGCACGUACGAUCCCUGCCAAAAUCCAAGCCCCUACCCUCCUACUGUGUGACAGUCUGUUUGUCUCUGCUUAUUGCUUGGCCCUGUUUGCUACAUCUCACAGUAACAUGAUAUCUUGGAACUGGCCAUACUGUAGAUAAUUCUCAGCAUGAUAGCAGCCAAAAUGCAUCUUAUGGAGCUUUAUAGAAUCUGCUCUCUCUUUGGACAGGUUGCGCAUGUCUAAAAACUAGAGAUGGCACUUGUUUUCUGAUAUCAAUACCGAUAUCAAUAUUGAAACCUUCAGUAUCAGCCGAUACCAGUCUGAUGUUUUUCCUUUAAGCUUUAAAAUUAGUUAUUUUUAACUGAAGCUAUUAACUUGAAGAGGAAUUACACUGAUUUGAAUAAUUGAGAAAUUUACUGACGUGUAUUUUCUUUACAGUGGUGGUGAUAGGAACCAGGGGUCUCAAUGUCUACAACACAAAUGUAGCUAUUUUAUUUACUAUCAAACAUGAUCAAUGAACCUACACAUAUCUUCUCAGUUUUAGUAGUAAUAAUUGUAGUGGUAGAUAGUAGUAGUAGUAGAUAGUAGUAAAUCAGUGGAAAUAGUGAACAAUAAAUUUUGUCUUACAGCACCCUAUAUGUAUCUUUUAUCAAGAAUAUAAAAAGGCCAGAAAAUCAUCACAAACUGUCAUAAAACAAUGUUUCAGGCAUCAAGCAGCAUCUUCAUCACCAUUUCAUGUAAUAACUUUCUGUGAGGGAGCUUUAAAGGGGCAUUAAACUCAUCAGAUGUCUGGUUCCUGUCACCACCACUAUGAACAAUCCUGAUCUGGCAUAUUACUCCAGAAUGGCGCUUUUCACAUCAAAAUCUCGCAAUGACUUUAUUACACAACUAAAUUGCACAGAAAUUUUGAAACAUUUAUGGAAUUCUCUUUUAAGAUGAGCAUCUAAAUGGAGGCUAUCAUGCUCAAACUACUCAAACAUUCUACUAAACCAGAGGAGGAAAUACACAGCUAACAAUGUCACAUCACACAAUGUGAGCAUGUGUUGUAUCAGACUAGAUUUGUUACACAAUCAAAUUCAUCCUGUUUUUUACCUCUGAUGUCUAAAAUUCAGCAUUUGCUGUUCAUAUUGGCCCAAUACCAAUCAAUUAAACUCAAGUUGCCAAUUAAAAAGAAAACUAGUACUGGACACUAAUGUCCAGACUUAAACUGUAAUCCUGUUGUCCUCUUAGGAUGCUGAAGGCUGCACACAUUUCAUGUGCCAAUGACUUCCAGACCUGGGUCAUCUGUGCCAAUCACUGGAAGGAGCAUAAAAGAGCAAAACCCUAUAUGCUAAGGCCAGAAGCAGACUGAUUUGAUUAAAAAUGUUACUUCCCCUAUGACUAAUGCAAUCAUUCAUGUUACACAUAUUGGUGUUCCCUCUAUCUACUCUGUGGGCAUUUGCAAAGUGCAAAGACUGUCCAGGGCCGGAAGACAUUUUAAGCCAUUUUAUGUUGCGUUAGCAUUAUCGGAUUGCUUACAAAUGAUGAACAUAGUGAAGUGGAGUAUAAAAGGCCAACCGAGUCUUGCUAAGUUUGGAGUAAUUGUGGAAAGCAUGUUCACCCCCCUGAUUGUUUAACCUCCAGAUUGCUUAUUAAUGCUACCUGGAUGUCAGAGUUAACUCGCUUCGUGUUUUGCUCAUGAAAAUUUGCGACUGUUUGAUAGUUUCAAAGAUUCUGAUCACAUACUGUGUCCUUAUUUUUAAAAGUCGACAGGCUCUGAACGUCUUGAGUUCAGUUGACUGUCAGCCAUUUGAGCAGUUUAUUGAUAUUUGCAAGUAGUGCUAGAAGCAGCGAUUCUAACAGAGAAAUAUAACAUCAGAAAGUAGAGAAUUCUGAAGCUGGUGGAUCAGCCAUAGCUGGGGUGCUGAAGAAGGACCUCACUUAUAAACGUUGCCAUGAAAGGGCCUUAUAUACAUUUGAAUGUGACCAUUUAGGACAAGGAGAAUGUCAUUAAAGUCUGAGGAUGCCUGUCUCACCCUUUUCUUCUCCUGAAUCCAACCACAUGUUUCAACAUAUCAAGGGAGUUCAAAACCUCUCUAUGCCAUCCACUGUUAAUUUACUGUACAAACAAGAGUCAAAGGAAACUCGAGAGUUACGGAGACUCAUCAAGGACCUUUCUAGUUGUUGCUGUCCUUACAUGGGAAAAAAAAAAGCAGCCGUGCUGUUUGGUUUGUAAAGACAGUAUAGCCACACAGAGUGGUGAUUUUAGAUGGACAAACACUGCAUCUGUUAAGAGGUGAAAAUCUCCCUGGAAAGCAUGUGUUGUGCUCUGUUUAGAGUAGACUGUCACUGUCUCCAGGCCAAACUUUAAGGGCACAUUUUCUAGGCGUAGAUUAAGGCUCAUUCAAGACUAAAACUGAUUGUCAGUUUAAUAGGGCUGGCCCGAAUAAUUCAAAUAAAUAUUAUUUUUAAAUGGAACAGUUAUUGAAAAAAAACAUAAUAAAUUGUAUUUAAAAUUUGUGGUGGUUGAUGUGGUUUAUGUGGUUUAGUUGAAUGCAUCAUAAAUUUAUAGACAUAACUCUUGAAAGCUGUAUUUGAACAAGAGGGCUAAAAUCGAAAAUUCUAUCAUAGCAGCAUGGCUCUAUCAGCUGACUAUUACAUUAAGUGAGUUGUACAUUGUUGACUAUUAAUACAUCGUUGUUGCCUAUUAUUGUCUUUAAGGGUGAAUAAUUGUUCGGAAAUUGCAACAAGUAUUCAAAACCUGUAAAAUGUUAUUUGGGCCAGCCUUACAAUUUAAAUAAGCAUCCUCAUUGACAGUUUAACUUAGUCUUAAGGCUCAAUCUCUCUUUGGAAAACCAGCCCGAAGUAUGUUAUGCUUUACCACAGUGAUAUAAUAAGCAUGGAGCACUUAAAGUCAAUAGAGUAAACUGAGGUCAAAUGCAAAAUCACAGCAAGACAAUAUACUGUGUUAUUGAAAUACUAAAUAUCUGUGUUGUAUACAUUUUAUAAAAUGUUAAUGUGUGUUUGGGGAAGUGGGUGUGUGUAAAUGUUGGCAGUUGUUUAGGAGAGUACUCAGCUGUUGAUUUGUGUAAUGGAAUAUUUCUUGUAGUUGAAUGAGUCUCAUUGCCUAGCCAAGGUAUAGAUCCCUCUCUCUCUCUCUCUCUCUCUCUCUCUCUCUCUCUCUCUUUCUCUCUCUCUCUCUCUCUCUCUCUCUCUCUCUCAUAUCAAGAGUUAUGCCUUCUCCAACUGCUAUCCAGCUGGAAUCAACAAAAUACUUGAUUAAGAAAACAAAAAAAUAUGCCUCGUUUGGGGCUUUAGCAUUUUAAGAACACUCACUUUUUAAGAAGUGCGUAUUCAUGUAUAAUGUAGUUAGAUGAUAAUCUUACUUGUACAUAUUACUAGUGCAUCGUCAUUCUAGUUUUAUCACCAUCCUAGUUUUUAUCACUUGACCUUAAUGUCAUUUUUAAUGGUACUUAUAUUUUAGCUGUUUCUUCACAAAUGACGUCAUGUUUUGGUGAGGAUGAACUGUUGGUUUUUAGUUUGUCUGAUCAUUAAUGAGUUCAUAUCAGUUACUUGUUCUACAGCAUAAAAUCUCAUCGCAUGAAAUGAAAAAUAAUCUGAAUAAUCUGAUUCAUAGUUUGUGCAGUUAGUGGUUUAAGAUAAACAAAAUACAUAAAGAAAUAUCUAUCUAUCUCUCUCUAUAUAUAUCUAUAUUAAUCUACACAUUUAUAUGUAUUACAAUGAUAGAUUCAUUGUUACUUGAUAGUAAGUUGUUUGUUGCUAUGGCAACAAAACUACAACAUGGCUACCUUUGUGAAUCUUAAUUGUGAAUUUUUUCACACUUAAAUUGAAAUAAUGUACAAGGUUAACUUAUUCUGAAAGGGAAUGUGUAGUUAUCUUAUCUUGGAUUAAGAGAUGAUUGCCUAUUUUGUACAAAAAAAUGAGAAAAAACAUUAAAAGGUGAGAUACCUUGAGUCCAAAGGCCAUUUGGAGACAUCAUAUGUUAUUUCUGUUGUUAUGAUUUCUUAUUUUUCUAAUGGGGGUUGUUGUUGUUGUUCUGCUUGAUGAAAAAAGAAACUAAGGCAGAUUUUGAGCUUUAGGCUUUAGGACGGAUCUGUCAGAUCAUUAGGUGAAGAGGAACCUUCGAUUUGAUACUGGAAAGAAAUAUCCUAGUGCAAAGCGAACUCACAGAAAGGGCUGUCUGGACUGGUAGAUUCCACAAAGGAUCUUUUAUGGAAGACUCAUUUUGAUUAUCUGUGCGUAAGUCUUUAAUUCGAUGAUGUCAAGAGCAGAGCAUGCUAUAGGGCAUGGUGAGCUAUACCUGACCCCCUCUUGGUAAAGUCUCAUUUCUCCCCCCCACUGGUCUACCCAGACUGUAGCCCAGCUGUGCUGGGACCUUCUAAAUCCUGCUGUUCCCCCAUCAGUGUACGAAUGUGUGUUCUUCACCUUGUUUGCACUUAUGUACAUAACUGAGUCAAAAUAUUCAGAAUUUAUUUUGAAUAUACAUAGAAGAAUGAAUAUAUAGAAAUAUAUAUAUAUUAAAGAACUGGUUCAAAUCAGAUGACUGUAUUGUUCGGAAUACAGGUAAACAGCUAUCCUUCUGAUAGGUUGUCAGAGAAAUGCUGUUUUUGAGGGAUUUGUCGUAUGUUCUGUUUGCUAAUGCCCUUGUUCUCACCAUGAGCAUGAUACUGCUUGCCGAUAAAAUGGGGAAAAAAGUUUGUCGAAAGAUGCUUUGUAGUUUGUCAUAGUUUACAGAAGCUUACAAUACUGAGCACUGUGGCUGUCUAUAUCUGAUCCUGAAGAACUGGUAGUGUUUGAACAACCACUAAAAUGUAUGCAGGUAAUAUAUUGCUGUAUCUAGAAACCAAAGAAAGAAUACCCUGCUUCUGUCUUUCUUUUUUUCUUUGCAGACUGUGAACUGCUCGUUUGAUUUCACAUGUUCCACCCUGCUUAUUGGCAUAUAAUGGGCUAUAUUCAAAUUUUGUAGGUGAAUCUAAGAGCUGAACAUGAAAUUAAGAUUCAAAAUGGAUCUGCUUGGGAUUUGCCUCCUGUGAAACAUGCUCUGGUGGUGCUCUGCCCCCUGCGGGUGGCAGAGAGCAUAGGAGAGGCUGUGACGAUGGCCGACCGUCUGCUAAAUCUUGGACACGCCAGCAACUUCAGGGUCAGAUUAUAGUAAGAAAGCAUUGCAGCCGGUUUCGCAAAAAGUUUUGGUUACACUUUGUUGGAUUUGGUUUUGUUUUUUCCAAAUUGCUCACGCAUUCCCCAUAAAAUGACAGUAAUCUGAAAUAUCUCACUUGCAUUUCCUCAAACAAAAUCAAGGUGUUUCACAGUCAAGCAGUGACUCGCCGGACAAAAGCCGCUGUCUGAGAAAUCUUGUACAUUCUGUGCUCUACAAUUGCUUUGGAAGCCAAUAAUUUUGUUGCCAUGGCACUUGUCCUAGUAGUGAGGGAGAGACAGAGUCUUUGUAGGUUACUACAUAUCGACGCACCUUUGGGCCACCUUAGGAUGGUCCCGAGCCUUCGGACUGUAAAGUGAAAGGUAGCACUUAGGACUUUAAUGCAGACUUUGAAUUUUCAAGUCCCAAUUUGCGGAACAUGCUGAAAACUGAAUGCAAUCAAAGGACACUUUUUACCACUGUGCUUGAUAGAGGAAAACAUCUCAGACUCUUCUGCUGUCCAUCCUCCUGUGCCUAGACAUUCUGUGAUGUGAAGACAGUGCUUUUUCUUUUUCUUUUUUUUUCGUUUUUUGUUUAAGCCAUUGAAACCAAUGAGACCAUCACUCUAUUGUGACCCAUAUCUAAUCAUAUUCAUAUUUAAGUCUGUGUGGAAAUUAAAAUAAUCUUGGAUUGUAUUGGUGUUUGGAAAGUGUCGACGGAAUUGAUAUAUAGAAACAAUAAGGAUUUGUAAGUUCAUAUUUAUGUUGUACAAAUGUUAUAGAUGUUGUACAUGAAGUCUCUCGUCGAAAUUGAGGUUUUGUCCCUUUAAGGGCAUCAGUCGAAUACAGAUUUAAACGCUGAUGCCAGUGCAUAUAAGUGCUAUCUCGUGACCUGGAGCAGUUAAAAGAAUGUCCACCUUGUUUCAAAGCCAUAUGUACUAGAUUCCUCUUUCCCCCACUGUAGGACAAGAUACAAUUGAAUGCUUUGACUCUUUAUAUGAAAUGCUUCUCUUUCUAUUUAGUGUGUUGUGCUUGUAUGUGCUGAAGAAUUGUGCUUCUUGCCAAUCCCUUUUACGAUUAUAUUAAUGUAUAGAAAAUAUACAUACUUAUAUGAUCUCUGUUCUUUUUGUUUGACAUUUUAAUAAAGCACUUCAAAACAGU
Messenger RNA from Colossoma macropomum (tambaqui), 10766 nucleotides. It is a transcript of the gene mbnl3, whose product is annotated as muscleblind-like splicing regulator 3. Bases 1385 to 2458 code for a protein of 357 amino acids. The transcript has 7 exons. Gene Ontology annotation, molecular function: metal ion binding. Lineage: Eukaryota; Metazoa; Chordata; Actinopteri; Characiformes; Serrasalmidae. The record is from RefSeq and is a predicted model, not a curated record.